Messenger RNA from Drosophila elegans, 1623 nucleotides. RefSeq lists its product as uncharacterized. The record is from RefSeq and is a predicted model, not a curated record. Bases 56 to 907 code for a protein of 283 amino acids. Gene Ontology annotation, molecular function: nucleic acid binding; protein binding. The transcript has 5 exons. NCBI's taxonomy places the organism in Eukaryota, Metazoa, Arthropoda, Insecta, Diptera, Drosophilidae.
AAAACCAAACAGAUGCAUGCUGGUCAAUCGAUAGCUGCGUAUUUAUCAAUUAGAAAUGGCAUACUUCGUCAGCAGUACAACGGAUCAAAACUACUACUUCGAAGACUCAAUUGCCUACACAGAGGAUCACAUUCGCGUAAGGAAAUUAUGCUGGUGCGAUGCCCCAUCCAAGCUAGAGGAGAGCACUUUGUGCUCUCACUUUGCCGAAUUUGGACACGUGCUGCAAAUCCAGACGGUUCGGUUUGAAAUGGAUGCAUCAAUGUUCCAAAGUGGCUCUGUGCUUUAUGCCAACGAUAAAGAUGCGGCUAGGGCCCUCAUGAGCACUCACAUGUUGAAUGGUGUCAUAUUCAUGGUACAGCCCAGCGACAGUUGGGAGCAGCCGGACGCCUACGGAACCCCUGAGGAAGAGGUGAACCACCAGGGACCGUCGCCCAUCUUGGCCCUCAAUGACGAUUGUUUGGAGCACAUUAUGGCCAAGCUAGGACUGCAAGAUCGACUGCGUUUUGCUAGGUCGUGCCUGCGCUUUAGGGCGAUCUUGCAGGCCUCAGCCAGUCUGCACACAUCUCUGGACUUGAUUCAAUUCAGGCGCUUGACCGUAUGGGACAUUCGAGACUACUUUCAACUAUUUGGGGCUCAUAUACAGACCCUGAUCGGUGACUUUGAAACGGAACACUCGGAACGGCUGGCCGAAUUCAUACGAGAUUAUUGCAGCAGUCUGAGGAGCAUACAGGUGAUUUGCAACCCUCAACUCGGUCUUCACUUGCACACUAUGAUUGCCAAUAAGAGUCAGCUGGAGGAGUUACAGCUGUCCAACUCAGAUAUAGACGACGAAGCGCUUUUCGAUCUGCAAGACCUGUCCUUCGCUGGCGGUGCUUCGGAUUACAGCCGGUCCGUAUACAACCUUUGAGUUUGUGUCCCAAUUGCCUAGCCUGAAGAGCCUGACCAUAAGCAGCAGUAACGAAUUUAUAGACGGUGUUGAUGAAGACCUCAAGUUCCAAGUUCUUAUUGCUCAACUGGUUGAACACAAGUCGCAGCAGCUGGAGCACUUUGAAGUACUUGGCUUUUAUUGUUUACCCAGGGAAGAACUUCUACAAGUUGCCAAGCUUGGUGAACUUCGUGUCCUACACCUGCUCCACACAGUCCUGACCGACGAUGUGCUCAAGGAGCUCGCGAAUCUAAAGAAAUUGGAAAAACUCAGCUACACGCACCGCAGCGAAAGUUACUCAGCGAUUCUCCACCUGUUCCGCGUCUGCCCUAGAUUGAGCCACCUGCGGCUGGAAUAUUGUUCCCAGCCGAACGCAAGUGUGAUACGUAACAUCGUAGCCCAAGUGCGCCGGGAAAUCGCAAGCAAUGAGAAUCAGAGGAAGUUGCCUAUCGAACUGUGGUCGCUUAUGGACGGGGAGCACCUGGAAAUGGUUCCAAAAACGGAGUUCGAAGGUAUACUUCAAAUGAAAUGCACAGCUUUCGAUUUUGAGAUGUCUUUAAAAAAUUAUUUCUGAGGGAUGAUCUCCAGCGAAGAGGAUUGAAUUUUUGCUUUUAGUUAACAUAACAAUGCUGCUCAAAACUUUAAGAAAAUUUGUUAAAAACUGUUUGCAAAAUAUUUUAAUUUUGUGUCGAAAAGAA